Formica exsecta is the source of this 2570-nucleotide messenger RNA. RefSeq names its product poly(A) RNA polymerase, mitochondrial-like (gene MTPAP). The coding region runs from base 54 to 1802 and encodes 582 amino acids. Gene Ontology annotation, biological process: mitochondrial mRNA polyadenylation. NCBI's taxonomy places the organism in Eukaryota, Metazoa, Arthropoda, Insecta, Hymenoptera, Formicidae. Gene Ontology annotation, molecular function: poly(A) RNA polymerase activity. The transcript is spliced from 6 exons. The record is from RefSeq and is a predicted model, not a curated record.
GGCUUGUGUGAAUACACACGUGCUGCGUGUAGAGGAUAAGCGUUUAUUUAAAAAUGGCGCUCUUAAAUCGUGCCAAUUUAAAUUCUCUUUUAUUAUUAAAUCACUGUUAUUACAAAUUCGCGACGGGUACGGUGAGAUUAAAAACGCGCGGACGCAUUUCACUAUCGUCAAGUCUCAUGCAAGAAAAGAUUAAACAAAGCUCAGAAAAGAAAACAGAAUCAAAUGUUAAAAGCACGAUGUUUGAAACUACAAUUGCCAACAGAAGAGAUCAGGCACGUCGAAGUAUAUUGGUACAGGUAUACUCGUUGAAUUCACAAGACGAUCUCCAGAGUUAUUGUGCUCAAUUUGGAGACAUUUUAAGUAUGCACCAUUACCAAAAAGACAAGCAAAAUAAUUAUAUUUUGGUUGAAUUUAAAGAUCUAGUAUCGAUAAAUGAAAUUAUUUCAUCUGCUUCCUUUAUGGGUGAAGAUUUAAUCGCCCCUGUAAAGUCAUCAGUAUUUUGGUUCCGCAAAGGACAAUUUGUAGCUUUACAUCAUAAAAAAAAUAAUCAGGAAAAGAUAAUCUUAUCUACAGAAAAUGGUUGCACAUGCCCUACUGAAAAGGAGAUUUCAAACUUCUUACAGAAUGCAAAAUCGAUAUCGGGACAAAUAAUAGAUUUAUAUGAGGCAUUAAAACUGAGCGAUUUAGAAACAAGACUGAGAUUUCACACUGCCCAUCACCUGGAGCAAUAUUUCUCUAGAUUAUUUCAAAAUACAAAAGUUUUACCAUUUGGUUCCUCUUUGAACGGAUUUGGGAGGAAAAGAUGUGAUCUUGAUUUAGUUCUCAUUUCCGAUAAAGAAAACAAUUCAGCGAGUAGACUGGUAUUUCAUACAAAACCUAUGAAACUUAACGAGAGGCAUGAAACAAAAGAAUUUAUGGGAAUACUUGCAAGUACUAUGCAACAUUUCAUCCCUGGCGUUCGUAAUGUACGAAGAAUCUUAGAAGCUAGAAUACCUAUAAUUAAAUUCCAUUACGAAUACACAAAUAUUGAAUGCGACUUAAGCACAACGAAUAUGACUGCCGUAUACAUGUCCGAAUUAUUGAACUUAUAUGGAGAAAUAGAUUGGCGGGUAAGACCGCUUGUUACAGCAAUACGGAAAUGGGCAAAGAGUCAGGAGAUAACAUCUGAUGUGCCAGGACAGUGGAUAACAAAUUUCUCUCUUUCAUUAUUGGUGCUCUUCUACUUACAACAGAAAGACAUAUUGCCGUCUUUAAAAGCCUUGAAAUCGUAUGCUACACGUGACGACAUUCGUUGUACAGAGAAUGGUAUUGAUUGCACCUUCCUGCGGAAUCUUGAAAAAUUGCCGCCCGAGUACAAGUAUAAAUCGAAUCAAGACAAUUUGGAGUCGCUGCUAUAUGGUUUCUUUGACUAUAUUUCGACGUUCAAGUUUCACAUAAACGGGAUAUGUAUUCGCGAGGGAGUGCCCAUCCGGAAACCGUCGCACUCGCCGCUUCAUAUCACCAAUCCCCUAGAAACGACGUUGAACGUGUGCAAGAACGUAAACAUUUACGAGUUAAAUCGCUUAAAGAUGAAGGCACACGAUGCAUUAUUGAUAUUAGAGACUACUCACAACUCCAGAAACGGCAACUGGGGCUUUAUGGUUUUAUUAAACAUGAAAAACGUUGAGAUAAUGGAUAUGUUGAAGUUAAAUAGCAGAAAAGAACAGAGCAUCGCGGAUUAUUCGGAAGAUAGUUCCCAUGAAAUUCCUGAAGUUAACGAAGUUGAUAUCAAUCAAUCAAAGAAGAAGAAAAAAACGGUAUGAUGUUUAGACAAAUAGCGAUGUUAUAUAUACAUUUCAUCUCUGCAGAAAUACACAUGUCACAUGUAUUCCUGCAUGAGACGCUUGCAACAAUUUUUUUAUAUCGAUGAUUUGGGGUAUUAUUUAGUGAUGAUGUCAGAAAAACAGAGACAUUUUAAGCAAGAAUAAAAAAAGAAGAAAACACAUGAAGAAGAUAUUUUGUUGCAGCCAGUUGUGUGUACUAUAAUAUGUGCAUUGUGAAAAUAGGAGAAAAAUGUACAUAAAAUAUUGAUAUUAUAUAUAUGAAUCAUAAAUAAAUACGGCUGCGUUCCGAUAUUCACUGCCAAUACUGAAAAUUUAUAGUGAAUGUGAUGUAAAUUAUAGAUUUUCAGUACUGGCAGUGAACAUCGGAAGCUUACAGCUGUAUCAUAACGCAACCUACGUGUCUGCUGUAACAUAAUGCAAUCAGUUACCGGGUUAAUUUAUUCAUUUAUAUUCCUGGACACUCUCUGUUAUAUUCUGGACACUUUCUCGAAAAUUAUGGCUAAAAUGUUUUUUUGCGUUUCAUCUGUCAAAGUUUCUAGUUUUAUGUGCAACAACCGAUAAAAUUUGACAUAUAUACCAAGCGUCAUAUUUCUAUCAUGUUUUACACAUGACAUAUAAGUGCGAGUAUUUGUUCAAUUAAACGAAGACGUGCGCCCCUUUCACAUACACAAAUGCGGUAUAUAAAUCAAGGAUAUAUUUAUUAACUUGUAUAUAUUUUACUAUACCAGUAAAUCGACAUUUCUCAUA